Colletotrichum paranaense is the source of this 555-nucleotide messenger RNA. RefSeq lists its product as uncharacterized. NCBI's taxonomy places the organism in Eukaryota, Fungi, Ascomycota, Sordariomycetes, Glomerellales, Glomerellaceae. The transcript has a single exon. The coding region runs from base 1 to 555 and encodes 184 amino acids. The record is from RefSeq and is a predicted model, not a curated record. Gene Ontology annotation, cellular component: mitochondrion.
AUGCUCGCGCAACUCUCCCCUUCCGCCAUGGCUUCCCAGAAUGAGUCGCCUGACACUCGCCCGACGCAGUCGCAGGCCCGACCAACAUCCUCACCUUUCCAAUCGAGAGCCGCGAAACAACUUGGCCUCUUUUUCGCCGGCGCCGGCUUCUUCGUAUUUUCGGCAAUGGUUACCCGACGCUCCGUGGCCCGCAAACAACUCGCCGCCUUCCCGAAAUUCUAUCAACCUAGCCACUAUGCUGCGGGCAAACAAGGGAAUCCAGAGGGUGGCAUGAUUGCUGUCGAGGCUUUGAACCUGGCCACACUGAACGUCAUGAGCUUCGCAAUCAUGAUGACUGGUGGUGCUGCUUGGGCAUUUGACGUGUCUUCGGUCGACGACUUGAGAGAGAUGGCUAGGAGAAGCAUCCGUGGAGCGGCUGGCCAGACGGACGAGGCGGCUGAGAAGGAGUUCGAAGAAUGGGCUGCAAAUAUUUUGACAAAGUUCGGCAAGAUGCCGGAAGAGAGCAAAAAACAAGACGACACAAAGACCGAGGCCGAUUCAAAAACAAGCAAGUAA